Haliotis rufescens (red abalone) is the source of this 3012-nucleotide messenger RNA. Its product is annotated as sperm-associated antigen 7-like. The transcript has 7 exons. Gene Ontology annotation, molecular function: nucleic acid binding. The coding region runs from base 25 to 735 and encodes 236 amino acids. Lineage: Eukaryota; Metazoa; Mollusca; Gastropoda; Lepetellida; Haliotidae. The record is from RefSeq and is a predicted model, not a curated record.
CGUUGGCAACAACAACAGAAGAGCAUGGACUUGUUAGGAUCAAUCUUAGGUUCUAUGCAAAAACCGCCGUCAGUCGGCGAUGCAGAGAGAAAGAAAGCUAAAGAGCAAAAGGAGCUGUUUGAGAAGCAGCAAGAAAAAGAAAAACAGAAAUUAAACAGCUUUCGUGAGAAGAUGCAGAAACAGAUCCAUGAAUUCAUCAAAGACAGUUCUAGACAAAAGUACCAGUUUAAACCUAUGGACAAAGUUCUACGAGCUAUUGUACAUGAAGUAGCGGACGUUGCAGGACUGACAUCCUUCUCAUUCGGGCAUGAGGAAGAAGAUCGAUAUGUCAUGUUGUGGAAGAAGGAGUUUGCUCCAACUGACGACGAGCUGUUGGCGUACAGGCGCGGGGAGGUGUGGGACCCGGAGAAGGCAAAAGAACUCGCCAAACAGAAGGAACUUGAUGCCCAGUCUGAAGCCAGCCACUUGAAGCGUAAACACGAGGAGGUGGCCCCCUCCAGCAACUACCGAGAGAAAUACAAACAUCUAAUUGGGGAAGAAGCAGCCAAGGAUGCCGCCAAGUCCACCAUUGCCAACAAAUCUUACGGUUUUGUUCCCAGUCACAACAAGCGAGACCAGCGUACAAUCGAGCAGGUGCUUGCCGACAGUCGGGCCAAGAAGAAGCUCAAGACGGAGGGGGAGUCUGCUGUUGACCCGCCAGAGGGCGCUGUAGCAGACCCAGACACGUCACAAUGAUGCUGUCGUUAGGUUUUAUCGUAUAUUUGUUGAUGUUUGUUUUAAUUCACUGAUGUAAAACACAGAACCACAGAUUGUAAGCCAUGCUGUGUUAAUCAUAUUGCUAUUGUUCAAUGACAACCCAUGCUUUUUGUAAGAGGCGACUAACGGGAUCUGGUGGUCAGGCUCGCUGUCUUGGUUGAUGCAUGUCAUGGUAUCCCAAAUGCAUGGAUCGAUGCUCAUGAUAUCAACAUCUGUAUUGUCUGGUCCAGACUCGAUUAUUUACAGACCGCCGUCAUAUAGCUGGAAUAUUUCUGAGUGUGGCAAAAAACAAACAAAACAAUAUUAGAAUCUUAAAAUCAAGAGAUUUUGUAGUUGUAGUUGAAAUUGAACGGAAUGGUUAACACAGGGCAUUAAAUGUUGAAGAAAUCUUAGAGAGGUAUGUUACACCUAGAUUGGAAAAAAGGGUUUGCUGUGCGUUCUUUCAUGCAACAGGCUCACAUUGACUAAAAAAAUAAAAGAAUUGAUUCUCAGACAAUGACUUUUGAAAAUAUAGUGCGGGCAGGCAGUGUUUUUUUUUGUUGGCUUGUUCAAACUAGUAUGUAACCAAAUAAACAGUUAUGUACCAUAAACCUUGGAAACGGCUUCCCUACAAAAACAAGCAUACUAACACCUAUUGCCGCCAUUACCAUAACACGAGAAGUAAAGGGAAGUAACUGCAUGCUAAUUAGAUCACAUUGAGAUCAAGUAUUUGGAUUUCUUAAAAAAUGUUUAAAUGGAAAUAAAAACGAAACGUGCGGCAAACUUGAUGAUAUGGGCGGUGCUCGAGAACCAAGACUGUUAUUUUUGUUAGCCUUAGAUAUGUUUCAUUAAACCCGGAUGUAACAGUAUGGUGACAAUAGGCAAGUCUCAUUAUCAGAACACUGAAUACUUGUCAGACAUGGUAUACAUGAAAGGGUUUUGAUGUUGAUGGACAAUGGUAGUCAUGGUAAUGGAUGCAUGUGUAGGUAAUAUAAACUGAAUGGUUACAUGUGUGGUUUUGUGUUAAACACCAGACUUGUUUAAGUCAAGUGAUAACAGAGGAUAUAUUGUUUUCUCAGGAUUGUGUACAGAUUUCUGUAUUUAAUCUUCCUUCAUAACAGAAGGUGUUCAUGGGAGAGUUUCUUCAGGGAUCUCAGAUCAUCCUCAUGUAUCAGGGCUGUUUUUUACAGAAGGUUUUAGUGGAUGUAUACGUUAACACACUUUGACAGUGUUCAUUCCCAUUUUGUCAUUUUGCUGUGCACAAUAUCUUUAAAGGUGUAAAUCUUGGUCAUUAUUUUGAACGAGUACAAAUUCAGCAGAGUCAUCAUAGUGCUGCAUCCAAGCCAUCUUCCCGAGGCAAGAGCAUCCCCUAGCCUUUUGAUCAAAGUCUUGUUUCCACCCUUGCCACAUCAAGCCCACUUUCCUGUGCUAAAUAUGAUUGGACUAUCACAUAUAUCGGUAGUCCAAUCAGAGAACGUUUCACAAAACCAACAUCCACGACUGGUUCACCUUCGUAUGAAGUGAUUUACCGCUGCCGGUCUUUGUUGACACGACUGUGUUAUUUUUAUCUUUUAACACCAAGAAAGUGGCCUUGAUGUGGCAAGGGUAGAAACUAGACUUUGAUAUGGACAAGUGGACACGCUUGCCUCGGGAAGAUAUGGACUAGUGGACACGCUUGCCUCGGGAAGAUGUGUCACAGCAUGACAAUUGUAGAUUGCUGCUCAUGGUUUGGAAUGGAAGAUUUCCUUGGAUUAUGAUGUCAGUCGGCACCAUGCCAACGUUCGUAGGUGGCCCAGUCCUUGAAGACUCUGAAUUUCGAUCUGCAUUUUGAGUUUCGUCUCUUGGCAGCCAGAAACCUAUGACCGUAGGUUUGAAUCCCGGUUCGUCACGAUUAUGUUUCUACGUUUGUCAGCACCAUAACCAUGCUUGCGGGUUUCACCAAAGGGGUAAAUGUCUAAGACAUGCAUCACUUCUGAAUUUCCUCCUCAGUUGAGGUGACACGCCGUGAUAUAACUGAAAUACUGUAUAAAGCGGGAUUAAACCAAACACACUCACUCACACACACAGAGAAACUGUCACUCAUAUGGCAAAUAUCCACUACAUGAAUGUUAACUUGUUGUCCUGAAUAUUGCCUUGAUAUAUAUGGAUGGUUGUACCCUAUAGUGUUUUUUGUAUGUUUUGAAUUGAUUGUCCAGUUUUAGCAUUAGAUUUGUAUACAACUAUGUGACACCUUUGUAUUAUUCUCGUCAGUUUACAGAUAAAAAACAUUUUCUGCAA